AGCCCGUGCAGUUCUAGGAAGUGGCUGCGAACGGUCUCGGUAGGUUUAACCCUCUCAUUCACCUGGCGGAGCAAGUGCUCCCAUCUGCCGCCUCUGUCAGGAACUUGAUACUUUCCGCUUGGCUCGGGGUUCUCAGUCCGUCAGCGCGGACUUCGGUGCCCCGGCCACCAAUGGGGGGCGGCGAAGCGAGCCUGAAGGAAAAGGCUGUUGCUGCCAAGGACAUGCUGGGGGCAGAGUAGACAAGUCACCUGGAGCAGCACUGUACUGAGACUCCAUGAUCGGACGUCUGGGUUCUCCAGAGGCACCGGCCCACCCCAGUCCCUUGAGUUUCCCAUCCAUCCUAAGCAAGGCGUCUUAAGCUUGGCGCGGACUACAUAUCCCAGCAUGCGCCGCACGCGCCUCUGGGGCUCGCACAACGAUUAGAUAACCACUACUCUCAACUGGCCUUCUGCAACUAUGCAAGCCGGAGCACCGGGAUCGAGAACUACAACUUCCGACUUGCAUGACAACUGCGGCGGCGCUAUCUAAAAAGCGUCAGAGAGGAGGUGCCUGGCUACGCCCUGCUCUUCCAGUUCCGCUCCCUAGGAUGCUGCGAAGAGAGGGGCGGAGCCUUAGGCCUGAGCCAAGAUGGCGGCUGCGAAGCUAAGCCCCGCGGACUCGCUCUCAUUCUGCCUCGCGCAGCUCACGGCGGCGGCCGGGGAGGGUCUAGGUGGGGGAAAGGACACAGCUACCAACGAGACACCCUUGGGCCGUGCGCUCUUAGCCCUCCGUACGCGCCACGUCAAGGCAGCUGGGGGAAUCGAGCGCUUCCGGGCACGCGGCGGGCUCCGCCCCCUUCUCGCGCUGCUACGGCGAGCGGCUGCAGCGGGUCCCGCCCCGUCCCAGGCUGGCCCAGGCUCCGCCCCCUCGUCGGUCGAGUCAGCGGCUUCUUCUGGCCCCGCCCCUUCGCCGGGCCCCGCCCCCUCUGCUGCGUCGUCAUCGACGCCCUCGCCACCAGCGCGCCUGCGCAAGACGCUGGACUUGGCGCUCAGCAUCCUAGCCAACUGCUGUACGGAAGGGGAGUGCCGGGCUGAAGUGCGCAGACUCGGAGGCAUUAUCCCUUUGGUGACUAUUCUUCAGUGUGUGAAGACAGACAGCAUCCAGAACCGAACAGCCCGUGCUCUGGGGAACUUAGCCAUGGAACCUGAGAGCUGUGGGGACAUCCACUCUGCUGGUGCCGUUCCCCUGCUUGUUGAGGGCCUGACGGCCUGCCAGGACUCACAGUGCCGCCAGAGUGUGGUUCGUGCCCUCCGCAACCUGGCGGACUCACCCCAGCACCGCCUGGCCCUGGCAAAGCAGGGAGCGGUGCGCCCGCUGGCCGAGCUUCUGGCUGCUGCCCCAGACCCUGCGCUGACCUUGGCCUUAGUCCGUGCCCUCCUGGAGCUGAGUCGAGGCUGCUCCCGGGCCUGUGCUGAGCAGCUAAGUCUGGGUGGAGGACUAGGCCCACUGGUCAGCCUGGCCUCCCACCCCAAAAGAGCAGUGCGUGAGGCAGCCAUCCUGAUCCUUGCCAAUCUGUGCGCCCAGGGCCUGGUUAGGCCUGCGCUGGGCAAUGCUGGUGGUGUUGAGGUGCUACUAGGUGAACUCCGGCGGCGCCGGGGCCCCGGCGGGGCUAGCCCAGCCUCCCAGCAGCCCCUGGUGCGGGCCGUGUGUCUGCUGUGCCGGGAGGCUAUCAACCGGGCCCGACUGCGGGAUGCUGGUGGUUUGGAGCUGCUGAUGGGCCUGCUGCGGGAUCCUCGCGCCAGCGCCUGGCACCCUCGUGUUGUGGCAGCCCUCGUGGGCUUCCUCUAUGAUACUGGGGCCCUGGGCCGGCUGCAGGCUCUGGGACUUGUACCUCUCCUGGCUGGGCAGCUUUGUGGUGAGGCUGGUGAUGAGGAAGAAGAGGGAAGAGAAGCUGCUUCCUGGGACUUCCCUGAGGAGAGGACUCCUGAGCGGGCAGAGGCCGGAAGCUUCCAAAGCCUCAGGUCCUGGCUGAUCUCCGAGGGCUAUGCUGCAGGCCCGGGAGACAUCUCUCCCGACUGGUCGCCCGAGCGGCGCGAGCGCCGUCCGCCACCGCCAGAGCCGGCCAGUCGGGCCAGCCCCUCCCUGGGCCCGACCUCGCUGCGGACGCCCCGCGCCCUGCGCCCGCCCGGCCGCAGCCCCGCCGCCACUGCCCCCGAGGAGCCCUGGGGCCGCGAGGGGCCAGCGCUGCUGCUGCUGUCGCGCUUCUCCCAGGCUCCCGACCCCAGCGGGGCGCUGGUGACCGGCCAGGCCCUGUGCGGCUUGCUGGCCUACGUGACGGGCGCACCGGGCUCGCCGAGCCCCCGCGCGCUGCGCAUCCUGGCGCGGCUCACCUGCAAUCCCGCCUGCCUCGAGGCCUUCGUGCGCAGCUACGGGGCGGCGCUGCUGCGCGCCUGGCUCGUGCUCGGCGUCGCCCCCGACGACUGGCCCGCGCUGCGCGCCCGGCCCGCUCGGCGCAGCCAGCACCAGCACCGGGAGCUGGGUGAGAUGCUGCUGCAGAACCUGACCGUGCAGGCCGAAUCGCCCUUUGGAGUGGGUGCCCUCACUCACCUGCUUCUCUCCGGGAGCCCUGAGGACCGCGUGGCCUGCGCACUCACCCUGCCCUUCAUCUGUCGGAAGCCCUCCCUGUGGCGCCGGCUGCUUCUGGACCAGGGCGGCCUCCGUCUCCUCCUCUCAGCACUCACUCGGCCAGCUCCACACCCACUCUUCCUCUUCUUUGCCGCGGACUCCCUUUCCUGCCUCCAAGGCCUGGUGUCUCCCGCUGUGAGCCCGGCCCUCCUACCUGCAAUCCCCUUGGACCUGGACCCGCCCUCCCCUUGCCUCUAUGAGCCUCUGCUGGGCCCUGCCCACGCGCCGGCCCCUGACCUCCACUUCCUGCUGGACUCAGGUCUCCGGCUCCCUGCUCAGAGAGCGGCCUCAGCCACCGCCUCCCCCUUUUUUCGUGCCCUGCUAGCUGGCAGCUUUGCCGAAGCCCACAUGGACCUAGUGCCACUGCGGGGCCUGUCACCCAGCGCAGCCUGGCCUGUCCUGCAUUACCUGCAUGGCUGCCGGGGCUGCGGAGCUGCCCUGGGGCCCGUCCCUCCGCCGGGCCAGCCCCUGCUGGGCUCAGAGGCUGAGGAAGCCCUGGAAGCUGCUGGCCGUUUCCUGCUGCCCGGGCUGGAGGAGGAGCUGGAAGAGGCCGUGGGCCGCAUCCACCUGGGACCCCAGGGCGGCCCCGAGUCAGUGGGUGAGGUGUUCCGCCUGGGCCGGCCCCGGCUGGCUGCCCACUGUGCUCGCUGGACCCUGGGGCCGGGGCAGUGCCCACGGAAGCGGGCCCUGGCCCUGGUGGGGCUUGUGGAGGCAGCAGGCGACGAGGCCGGGACCCUAACUGAGGCCUUCCUGGCUGUGGUGAUGGGGGUAGAAUUGGGGAGCGAGGGUCCCAGCCUAGACGGUUGAUGUCCCCUGGGAGGAGGCCCGAGGAUGCGUUGGCUGUGAGGAGUUCUCCCUCAGAGCGGCACAGGAGGAGGCCGAGCAGGAGGAGUCCCCGUCAAGGACCGAUGAGAGGGUGGGCCGAGACCCCGGGAUGAUGAUCUGAAGGCUCAGGAGUGAGAAGCCAAGGCGAGGCAUGGGGCCCACAAGAUGGAGGACGGCCCAGGGCCCCAGGCACUUGGCCUGGCUCAGCUUUCUGGAGUUGGAAUUAAACACUUUGGA
Molecule: messenger RNA, 3726 nt
Organism: Kogia breviceps (pygmy sperm whale)
Lineage: Eukaryota; Metazoa; Chordata; Mammalia; Artiodactyla; Physeteridae
Source: RefSeq, a predicted model, not a curated record